CUGAGAGUAUGCCACCCCAGCAGCGACGGUCGGAGAGCUCCGGUGGACACCUGCGAGCGCGCGAUGGAGAGGCGCGCGCGUUUGCAUGCGCCAAUGUCUCGUUUCUAAUAAGGAAUAAAGAAUUCUCCCCGAGUCCUUAACAGGCAGGAGUUUGUCAACAGAUGCCACAGUUGAGUAAUGGUUUGACACAUCUAGAUUAUCUGUGGGGAAAAAACUGAAGAGCGUAGAUGAUUAUAAAUCCACCAUGUCAGUCAAAGGGGCAUUGAUUGGACACAGUGAAGAGAGAGCAGGACUGAGGAGAAAGCUGUCUGGUCCUCAUCUCAUACAGGGCAAAUCGAUCUGGUCUUGGAGACCCAAGAGUUUGAGGAAGAGCAACUGGACAAAAGACAAGUCAACGUUAAGUUGUCAAGAAACACAUUGUUCUGAAGAGUACCUUCCUGUGACAGCUACUUUGUCAUCCUCCACAGGACAAACUCAUUUAGAUGCUGAUGAUUUAGACCAAAAGUACAAACAACAGGGACUCAAAGGCUGGAGAUAUUGUUUCCCUCGGUCUGUCGUGUGCUGUCGUAGGAAGACGUCAGAUGACAAGAGCGUCCAUGACAAACAUAGAAGUAAUGAUUUCACGUUCUUUAACAAGCUGACCAGAGACUCUGUUGAUUUAACUUUCCAGCUGAAUGUGAUUAACUGUAUUUUAACCAGAGAGGAGCUAGAGAGGGUUCCUGCUGUGUUAAGGAGAGAAAAAAAUAAAGUCAGAACAAGACAAAUCUUCAAAAGAUUCAGUUGUGAAUCUCCUGAGGAUGAUUCUAAAGCCACCCCGUUGGGACCGGAAACUUUUCGGCAAGAUCCUUGUGUGAUUAUCUCUCUCGGGGAAAAGACCGGACCUUUCUGGAGGCGCAGGGCCAAGAAGCCGUCUCCUUUCUUCCAAGAGCGUAUCGAAGAAAACAGGGAAUACAUAGAAGAGGAGACGAUUGUGCUAGCUAACAGACACGCUGACGAUGCAGCUGGGGGCGACAGCUCCAGUCCUCCUCAGAGGGGAGGGAGAAACGCCCGCCGCCAUUACCCCGAGACACUGACGGUGAGCGUGGAUGUGAGUGCUGCGACGUCAGAGGUCAGGGAGGUCAAAGGCAUGAGGUCAAAGGUAGAGACGGAUGCGGACGCCUCUGAAACACAGCUAGAGGAAGAAAUAAAGGAACCUGAAGACGGUGGAGAAGAACAUCUGAUGGAGGCUGGGGAGACACUGGUGACCUUUCAUCCACCUGAGACCCACAGUGGCUCUGAGACAACAGGGGACUGUGGAUCACCUGAGGAGAUAGGGAAUGUGGAGAUGCACCCGGGACUCGCUGAUGGAUACAUCGCCUCAGCCGCUGAUGCAGUUGGCCUUACGGCGACAGGAAAAGAGAUCCAACUGCUUCCUGACUCGGACAAACAUCUAGAUAACUUUAUGUGUAGGAGUUUAGACACACCAAGCAGAAAUCUGAUCCCGAGGGGUAUUGGCCAGGGUUUGGAUUGCAACAAAUCUCAUCCUGACAAUGAACAGUUAUUCCCUUGUGAACUGAGCAGCUCAUUAAAGACUGUUACUGGCACAUGCAAUUAUUGUGUCCUCCUCGCUGACGAUCAUACAGCUCUGUAUCAAUGUGAUCCACAGCCAACUGAGAUAGUCCUGCGAGAGACGGCUUGUUUGGUGGUUCAGUUUGUGAUGAAGGCUGCUCUAGAUCAGUUCAAACAAGAGCUGUUGGAAUCUGAUGUUACCCAACUGUCUCCUAAUCAGCUUCAGAGCAACUUGCAAGACACAUUCUAACAUGAACUACAAUGAGCUCACAUUCAGUGCUUUUGUGUUCACUGUGGUUUCUGCAGACUGCAGUGUGCUCUCACAAUACCCAACCCAAACCUGUAUUUUAUCAUCAUGCUGUUCAUAUGUGAAGAUAGACCAUGCCAAUGGCAUAUUCCUAGAAAGUCAUGUUUUGUCAUGUUGGCAUCAUGAAAUGACUCAUCGUGUCUUUGUAGCGACAUCCCAGAUUGUGAGACUUGUUUCCAUAGAAAUGAGAAGCAGACGAUGUUGAUCAUGUAUGGGAUGUUCUUGUGGUUAAAUUUGCAGCUAAUAGGGUGUAAUACUCACACUGGGUUACAUUUCUCAUGAAGUUGUCCACCUCAGACUGUAUGUUGGGCUAGAGUGUACUGGACGUUGAUGCCAAACACCUAUAGAUAGUCUCAGAGGUGCUGCAGUUGAACACCUAUAGAUAGUCUCAGAGGUGCUGCAGUUGAGAUAACCAUAUUCAGACAAAGAAUGAGAAUAUUUCCUGGAUAGUUAAAUGGGAGGUAUAUCCGUCAAAGCCUCUUAUGCAGUCGAACUCGGCAAAUUAAACUUGUCUGAAGUCAUUUGGAAGGUCAAUGAUCUAGAAGAGGGUGUAGCUCACUUGGCUGUAGGCCAACAACAACCUGGGUUUAUGUCUUGGAGUGUGAAUACCUCAGAGUUGUGAAAUUUGGAUCAGAGCCAUCUGGUCCACUGUCAACAGUUUGAGGAGAACUUAAUCUACGUACGUCUCCUGUGAUCUAUCAACUCAGAUAGCAGGAUACCUGCACACGUCAGUUGCUGCUCUUUGACAACUUUUCUGUAGAAAUGUUGGUUUGUAUAGAUAAAAUAUAGGGUCUAAAAUCAUAUAACAGCUGGGUUGUGAAGUAUUCCUUAUACGCAUCUGUUUGAAUGGAUAUAUUAUAUGCGUAUCUAUAAAUAAAUGACAAAUAAGUCACUGUGGCUCUGAAUAGUUUUAAUACAUAGAUACAUGUCCAUACUUUUUACAGUGGAUUAUGUCAGAGUUUAUAACAGUUAAGGAACAAUGUUUUUCAAUUAAUGU
Molecule: messenger RNA, 2852 nt
Organism: Hypomesus transpacificus
Lineage: Eukaryota; Metazoa; Chordata; Actinopteri; Osmeriformes; Osmeridae
Exons: 2
Coding region: 245-1798 (517 amino acids)
Source: RefSeq, a predicted model, not a curated record